Messenger RNA from Hyaloscypha bicolor E, 3230 nucleotides. Its product is annotated as kinase-like protein. The record is from RefSeq and is a predicted model, not a curated record. Gene Ontology annotation, molecular function: protein serine/threonine kinase activity; ATP binding. The transcript has 4 exons. Lineage: Eukaryota; Fungi; Ascomycota; Leotiomycetes; Helotiales; Hyaloscyphaceae. Gene Ontology annotation, biological process: peptidyl-serine phosphorylation; peptidyl-threonine phosphorylation. Bases 334 to 3087 code for a protein of 917 amino acids.
CCAUUUACCGACCAAUGUUGAGAACGAGGGGGAAUUCGACCAGGCUCCUUUUCGUGGCUUUUGUGUCUUGCCGCGUUGGCCUAUUCUAAUCAGCCAUUGGCUUCACGAGCGAUGUCUUACUUCUCAGCAUGCGCCAUGGCUCUUUUGGGGGCUCUUGCUGGGGUGAGCACAUGGCACGCAGAGCCUUGAGCUGCAAGGCUCUGGACGACGAGGGCAGCAGCUUUCACCACGGGUGUUAAAAGCUGGCGAUCCUUUAACAAUUGCAUCAGUCCGCCGCGCUGUCCUGCGACCCAUCACAUCGAAAAUUUGACCCUGAUGGAUUUUGGUUGAUAAAUGGCUCCAGAACCUGGCCAAAAGAAGGACUUCACCGCUCAGCCCAACAACCAAUCCGACCUCCGGGAGGCACUUGAGGACUGGUCAGAAAUCGAGACACAACCAAGGCCUAGCAAAGUAUCUGGUCCAACUAGUUGGGGGCCAGAUCAGGGUUCUUUCUUGCUCGUAACAGACCAUCUCGAGACCCCCAAGCCACCUUCCCUAGCAUCACACGGCAGCAUUGUCAAUGACUAUGGAGAUACUAAGCAUCUUGAGGAACAUCGAAAACUUGCCCAACAGGAUGAAAUAGUUGCACAUUCUGGUGCUGCUUUCCAGAAUGCACUAGACCGCCCCAAACCUGGGGAAUCUGAAAUCACUAUAGAUGACGACACUACAAGUCCAGAGACGACUCCUAGUCAGGUGCAUUUUGACCAAUCUACGGAAGAGCAAGAUUUAGGAUUGGCCAUACGGGCGUCCUUUGAAGUCUCUGCGGAAAAGGAGCGAAAGGAAUUCCUACCGCUCGAUGCACUCAACAACAUUGUGACUAGUAAUCGGGUUCGGCGAGAGCUUGAAAAGCUUGGCAUAAUCCCGCCUACGAAGCUGGACCAGUUAACUGACAAGAUCUGGAAAGUAUCCUCCCCUUCAUCCAGCACGAAGACAACAAGGAGGAAGAUCUUGGCAAUCCUCGCUUUGAUUAAGAAAGUGGAGAAGAUAGUGGACUUCAUCGAGGAGGAUCUUUAUGAUAGCGACCUGCCCUUCAUACUCUCAAAUGGGACAAUUCCAGGAUCGCGUCAAUUGGAUAGGAAAGGGAAGAACAGGAAACCCGAAGCUAUCCAGCUUUUCAAUAAAUGGGAAGUACACGAGCUGGAAUCGUUCGAGCACAACCAAUGGCACCUCCUGGCCCCUUAUUUUCAUUUGAGCACUAAAGAGGAUCCCAAAGUAUUGCAUUAUAACUUGGAGAGAAGGAUUAUUCUCCCCUUUGCAGAAGACAACGAAGUAAAGCACGAGGGCGGCGGUUUCGGCGAUGUCUGGAAAGUCACUAUGCAUCCUGCUCACCACAAUUAUUGUCAUGACUCGGCAACGCAUGAUAAGAAUCCUCCUUUUGCUGUCAAACGACUACGCCAUGAUAAUUACGAUGCCUUCAAUGCUGAGGUUUCGAACUUAAAGAGAUUCGCUGCAAAAGAUCACCUUCAUCUCAUUAAGCUUCUGGUCACAUUUCAUUGGCAUGACCAGUAUUACCUCCUCUUUCCUUGGGCGGACGGAAACUUGCUAGACUUUUGGAAGAUGUAUCCCAGUCCAACGGAGCCAAACAGAGACUACCAACUUGCUCUGUGGCUAUCCAAACAGUGCUUGGGAAUCGCGGAGGGGCUAAAGAUGAUCCACACAGCUGAUAAGCCUGCACUGGCUGACCCAACUCAUGACUCUACGUAUCAACUCCACGGACGACACGGAGACCUCAAGCCAGAGAAUAUCCUUUGGUUCAGAUCGUAUCUAAGGGAAUCCAAGGAAGCAGAUCAAAGCUGUCUCAUGGGGUUGCUAAAGAUUUCUGACUUCGGCUUAACCAGUUUCCACAGAACAAUGUCAAGGUCACACAUUGAUGCCGGUGGAGUUCCAGUGUCGCCAACUUAUCGAGCUCCAGAAUAUGACGUCGCAAAGAUGGUUUCACAGAGUUAUGAUAUCUGGAGCUUUGGAUGUGUAGUUCUUCAGUUCGUCACUUGGUAUCUGCUUGGAUGGGAAGAGGUCGACAGGUUCUCCCAAAACCGAACAAAAGAGGACAACUCUGAAGUUAAGGAGGAUGUAUUUUUCAACUUUGUUAUCAUAAAAGAUGGAAGUGGCAGGGCACAAACUGGUGCAAUAGCCAAGCAGUCUGUUGCGGACGAAUUCAGGAGCCUGUGCAACCAUGAAAAAUGUUCUGAAUUUUUGGCAGAUUUGCUGGAGUUCGUCGAGAAGCGGAUGCUGCGUAUGGGUCCGAAGAAGAGGGCUGGAUGUGAUGAAAUUGUGCACAAAUUUGCAGAUCUACACAGGAUGUGUUCAGAGGACCUGGAUUAUUGUACCAAGCGGCUGCAUGUGCCACCCCACCGUGCAGCAACUGACUUGUCAGUGCUGAAAGCCUCUGCCCUCGAUUUUUCUCCUGAGAUGGACAAGCGGAUAAAAAGAGCUGGGUUGCCCGAGCACACUGGACCACUGGAACAUGAUUAUCACACGCCCGAUGCUGAAGAAGAUGGAAAUGGCAGGAAUUCGAAUUCGAAUGAGAUAGUGGGCCCAAUAAACGAAGUCAAAGCAACGACUGGGGGCAAGCAAUUAAAUAGUGUGGCCUCAAUAUCGAGCGACACUGAGUCACAGAACUCAAGACCGCAAUCAUCGAACAAGAAGGUACACUUCUCACAGAAUCUACAGCCACCAAGUCAGGGGACCAGCAAACCUGAGCCUUCAACAGAUGCGUCUGAGAGCGAACAGGAGAACCAGACGAAUUUCAAUCCUAACUUGCGUGAUGGGAAAUCUUCAACCUCGGCUGUCCCAGAGAGUUCCAAUGUUGAGUCCACAGAGAGGUUCGAGUCGAGAAUAACCCCAAUUGAAACAACCGACCUGGGAAUUGAUAUAACAGAACCGGCAAAGCAAGUAAAUGGGGUGGCAAGACAUGGCGAACAGAAAGAUAUCUCGGAGGAAACACGGCAAAAGAACGCGUUGCAAACUUCUGGCGCUAUUGAGAUGAGGGAAAAGCACACAUCUCGCUGGAGGCGGUUCAGCUGCUGCUGCUCUUUCGAAGACGGUUAAUUCCUUUCUGCUUCUCGUAGCGAGGUAGUAAGGCAUCAAAAACUAUUUACCGUCCCGAACGAUAACUCCAUGGCCCAUACUAACUAUAGCAAUUCUCUCGAACUGAAAUGAUUCCACGAUUACGAGUAGUAAUGAGAUCUAUU